Panicum hallii is the source of this 5635-nucleotide messenger RNA. RefSeq names its product thyroid receptor-interacting protein 11-like. Lineage: Eukaryota; Viridiplantae; Streptophyta; Magnoliopsida; Poales; Poaceae. The record is from RefSeq and is a predicted model, not a curated record. Bases 332 to 5434 code for a protein of 1700 amino acids. The transcript has 4 exons. Gene Ontology annotation, molecular function: actin binding.
UAAGGUCUCAACCCGGAGGGCUCUCUCGGCCUCAGGUAGAUGCUGCAGGGGCUCCAAAAGACAAGGCGAUAGUUUCCGCACACAUCAGUUCAGAGCGCCGGCCUCUGCUUGCUUCGUCGAGCAAGCGGUUCAUCCUAGCUAAGCCUUGAGAUCUUGUUCCGGGUUCAAGAAGUGGUGGGAGAUAGCUGUAUAGGAGGCGGCGGCGGCGGCAUUUCAGCGGAGCAAGGGUAAUCAGGAUUGCAACAUCAUACAACCUCAAUUGUGAUCAAUUUGGUCCGAGAAAGACUUCCUGCAAAGAAAUACUAAAGAUUGUGGAUGCAAGUGCAUCAAUAUGACAAAGAAAGACAAAAUUAGGAAGUCCAAGCAUCUUCUGGAGAGCAAAAAGGAUGUUGAUGAGAAUGUGGAGAGCAUUUUGCGGAUGAUAGGAGAGGAGAACGAGCGGACUGAGAAUGAACAAGAGGAUUCUGGAAAUCCUGUCAAGAAAUCAAAGCUGUCUUCCCUCGUGAAGGGCUUCCAUGAGGACUAUCAAUAUCUUCACAAGCACUACAAACACCUAAUUAGCAAACUAGAAAAUGUUGGCCACAGUUCCUCUGAUUCAGAUUCAUCUGACUCAGACAUGGAAGGAGACAGAUCAGACGGUGAUGUCAUUACACCAAAAAUAGCACCGAAUGAAGAAAAUAGCCUGAGCCAUAGUGCUGAGGAUCAUGGCGUGGAGGCAGAGAUUGAGAAGCUGAAACAAACUACAGAAGAACAAGCCAAGGAAAUAUCCGAUCUGAAGCAGCUACUAGAUAAAGCAAUCAAGGAUAAAGAAGCUACAAGAGUAGAGCUAAGUUCAGAGGUUGCAAACUUGUCAUCUGAGAAUGAAAAUCUGAAAUCAUCAGUUGAAAUUGCAAAGAGGGAGGAAGGAGAAUUGCUUAACACCGUAAAAUCCAAGGAGAGUGAGGUGACAACAUUGUCAAGUGAGAAGCAAAUUAUUGAAAAAGAGAGAGAUAACCUGAAGAUGUUAAUUGUAGACAUGGAGAAGGAGAAGGAAGAUCUGAGGAAUCAGCUGAAAGAUACAGAGGACAGAUGCAGCCUCCUGUCAUCAGAAGUUGAGAAGGCCCAACACGCUGAGAAAGAAGUGCAGACCUUGUUGGAAGAAAACCAGAAGCUGAAGAAUGAUAACUUGAUUCUUUUGAAUGUGCAUGAUAACCUGAAAGUACUUCAUCAGAAUUUAGAUAUUGAGUGCUCUCAAUUGAAGGCAGCCAAUGCAGAAACCAGUGCUAAAAAUGAAUCCUUGAUCACAGAAAAUCAUUCAGCUGAAAGGCAACUCCAGCAACUGGGGGUGGAGAUAGAUGGCCUGAAAGUGGAGGCCGCAGAGCUAAUGAACAAUCUGGACAAGGAACGUAGUAUUGCAGCAGAAGAAAAAGAAAGACUACUAUCAGAAAACUCCAUGCACUUGAAUGAGUUAGAGAAAGCACAGUCUAGUGUUAAGGAUCUAGAAAAGGAACUGGAAUCAACAAAAAAUGUUCUGAAUAGUAAUAUUGCCGAGCUACAUAAGGAGAAGAAUUCAGCCACGUUCGAGAUAGAGCAGCUAGAGGCUUCUUUGAUGAAUCUUAAGACUGAGCUAGCACAACAACUUGAGAGGAUUUCAGAUAUGCAGAAGAGUAAUGAAGUCCUGGAGCUGGCAAAUUCUAACUUGCAUAAUGAAAUUGUAGAAGUACAAGGACAAAAAAAUGAAGCUGUUGCUUCUGUUAUUAAUCUUGAGAGCAAGAUAGAACAGCAAGUCCAAGAGGUUUCAAAUCUUCAGGAGGCCAACAAAGACCUCAAAGAAGCAAAGACUGAUCUGUAUAAUGAGGUUACAACACUGCAAGAGGAGAAAAAUACAGCACUCGCUCAGCUACAACAAUCAGAGGCUAACAUCAAGAAUCUUCAAAGUGACCUGGAACAACAACAAAACCAAAUUCUAUUUUUCCAGCGCGAAAAUGAGGAAUUGCAGAAUAAAAAUUCUAUCUUGCACAAGCAACUAGAAGAGAUUAGGACUACUCUUCAAGAUGAGAUCAUUGUGCUACAAGGAGAGAAGGAAGAGGCCAUUAGUAGCCUACAACAAUCAAAUGAUUCAGUCAAGACCCUAGGAGCUCAGUUAAAGCAGCGUGUGGAAGAAAUUUCUGUUCUGCAGUUUGCUAAUGGGGACCUGCAAAAUAGUAACUCCAACCUGAAGAUGCAAUUGGAAGAGGCGAAAUUUAGUCACCAUGCUGAAAUUUUAGAACUACAAGAUGAAAAGAACAAAAUAAUUUCAGAUCUGCAACAGUCCGAGGCUUCUAUCAAGAAUCUUAGAAUUGAAUUAGAGCAAGGAAAAGAGCAAAUCUCAGUCAUGAAUCUAGCUGAUGAAGAUUUGAAGAACAACAUUGCUAUACUGGACAAGCAAUUGCAGGAGGCCCGGAGCAGUUUGCAUGCUGAAAUUGCACAACUCCUUGCAGAGAAGGACACAGUUUUAUCAGAGUUACAGAUGUCUCAGGCUUCUGUCAGAAACUUGGAGGGUGUGCUAGAAAAGCAAAGUGAGAAGAUUUCAACUCUGGAUCAAGCUAAUGAUCAGUUACAGAAGAACAUAUGUACCUUGACCGAGCAAUCAGAACAAACCAAGGCUGAGCUGCAGAAGGAGGUUGAGGCAACACGAGAAGAGAAGGAUACAGCACUAACACAACUAAAGCAGUCAGAGACUUCAGUACAAAAUCUUGAGAAUGAGGUGACACGACUGAAAGAGGAACUUUCAGUUCAGCUGGAAAACAAUUCCACCUUGGACAAGCAGUUGGAAGAAGUCAGGAGCAGUAUGCAUGCUGAAAUUGCAGAACUACGUGCAGAGAAGGACGCAUCUCUAUCGGAGUUACAGACAUCUCAGGCUUCUGUCAUGAACCUCGAGAUUGCACUUCAAACGCAAAAUGAGAACAUUUCAACUCUACAGCAAGCUAACGAUGAGUUGCAGAAGAACAUUUGUACUUUGUCCGAGCAAUUAGAACAAACCAAGGCUGAGCUGCAGCAGGAGGUCAAGGCUACACAAGAAGAGAAGGAUGCAGUGCUAACACAGCUGAAGCAAUCAGAGGAUUCAGUACAAAAUCUUGCGAAAGAGGUGGCACAGCUGAAAGAUGAACUUUCAGUUCAGCUGGAAAACUAUUCCACCUUGGACAAGCAAUUCGAAGAAGUCAGGAGCAGUAUGCAUGCUGAAAUUGCAGAACUACAUGCAGAGAAGGACGCAUCUCUAUUGGAGUUACAGACAUCUCAGGCUUCUGUCAGGAACCUUGAGGUUGCGCUUCAAACGCAAAAUGAGAACAUUUCAACUCUACAGCAAGCUAAUGAUGAGUUGCAGAAGAACAUUCGUACUUUGUCCGAGCAAACAGAACUAGCCAAGGCUGAGCUGCAGCAGGAGGUCAAGGCUACACAAGAAGAGAAGGAUGCAGUACUGACACAGCUGAAGCAAUCAGAGGAUUCAGUACAAAAUCUUGCGAAAGCGGUGGCACGGCUGAAAGAUGAACUUUCAGUUCAGCUGGAAAACUACUCCACCUUGGACAAGCAGUUGGAAGAAGUCAGGAGCAGUAUGCAUGCUGAAAUUGCAGAACUACGUGCAGAGAAGGACACAUCUCUAUUGGAGUUGCAGAUAUCUCAGGCUUCUGUCAGGAACCUUGAGAUUGCGCUUCAAACGCAAAAUGAGAACAUUUCAACUCUACAGCAAGCUAAUGAUGAGUUGCAGAAGAACAUUUGUACUUUUUCCGAGCAAACAGAACAAGCCAAGGCUAAGCUGCAGCAGGAGGUCAAAGCUACACAAGAAGAGAAGGAUGCAGUGCUGACACAGCUGAAGCAAUCAGAGGAUUCAGUACAAAGUCUUGCGAAAGAGGUGGCACGACUGAAAGAUGAACUUUCAGUUCAGCUGGAAAACUAUUCCACCUUGGACAAACAGUUGGAAGAAGUCAGGAGCAGUAUGCAUGCUGAAAUUGCAGAACUACGUGCAGAGAAGGACGCAUCUCUAUUGGAGUUACAGACAUCUCAGGCUUCUGUCAGGAACCUUGAGAUUGCGCUUCAAACGCAAAAUGAGAACAUUUCAACUCUACAGCAAGCUAAUGAUGAGUUGCAGAAGAACAUUUGUACUUUGUCCGAGAAAACAGAACAAGCCAAGGCUGAGCUGCAGGAGGAGGUUAAGGCUACACAAGAAGAGAAGGAUGUAGUGCUAAUCCAGCUGAAGCAAUCAGAGGAUUCAGUACAAAAUCUUGCGAAAGAGGUGGCAUGGCUGAAAGAUGAACUUUCAGUUCAGCUGGAAAACAAUUCCACCUUGGACAAACAGUUGGAAGAAGCAAUACUAAAUGUUUCUAAGCUACAUGAGAAUCUCGAGAAGGUUCAGGCUGAAGCAGCUUGUCAAAUUGAUGACAUGAGUACAAAAACAAAAUAUCUGGAGAAGACAAUCAAUCUAUUGUCUUCUGAAAAGACCAAGUUGGAGGAGGAUCUGAAAAUUAUGGUUGAAGCAUGCACAGUAAACAUGUCAUUUAUGACAGAAUUUGAAGAUAGAGUUGCACAAAAAAUUUCAGAUCAUAAGGCAGGACUUGCAGUUCUCCACCAGAGCCUGAGAGGGGCCGUUAGCGGGUGUCAGAGGCUUCAGUAUGCAUAUCAUGAGGUGUCCUCGAGGGUGUCCCAGCUCGAGAUACUUAAGAGGAGUCAGAUUGAGCAGAUAGAUCAGCUACAGGAGAAACACACAGAAACUUUGGACAAACAUCGACUUCUGGAAGAGGAAAAACUAUCUGCAAAUAAGGAGAACACAAAGCUACAAAAGCAUGUCCACGACCUUGAAGUUCAGCUCCAGCUAGCCAAGCAGAAGCUUAAAGUUACCGAGGCAGAAAGUAAAUGCAAAGAAGACAGCUACGCAACGGCAGUGGAGACAUCACAGGCAGAAAUCCGUCGUCUUGAACAACUAGUACAACAGUUUUCUGAAAAAGUCAGCUUGCUGGAAGAAGCUUUCGUGCAAGUAAAAGGAAAUGCGGAGUCAGGGGUUUCCGAAUUGGCUAGCAAAUUGGACGAGAUAGAAUCACUCUUCAGUCAGAGUUUUGCGCUCUUUGUUGACCGUUCUUCUGCAUGUGGCGAAGAGCUUAAGAUCCUGAGGAAGAAGCUGCAUGAUCAUCUUGAUGAACAGAAAGAACUUGUCAAGGAGAAUGAUGAAAUUGCUGCUAGGUUGAGAGAGAAAGAAAAGUUGGUGUCAGAAAUGUCGAAGAAUGCAGCAGAAGCAGAAGCGAAGAUGGUCCUGCUCGAGAAGGCGGUGGCAGAGAAAGAAGAAGAGCUAGCAGCUAGAGUGCAGGAGAAGAGAGAAGCCAUCAAGCAGCUCAGCGAUACGAUUGUUUACCACAAGAACUACAGCGACGAUCUGGUGCGCUACAUCCGCAGUCACAAUCGCCCUCGCCUCCCAUUCUGCAUGUAAAUCUGAAUGUCAGUAAACGAUGUAAAGGUUCCAUUGCAGCUGCGAAUUAUGGCAGAAAGGAUAACAUUGCCAUUUUUCUUAUGUAUCAUAUUUAGGGCUGAAAAACUUUCUGGAAGUAGCCAUACUGAGUGGCUUGUGCAUUCUAUUAGCAGAGGGGACUGCUGCAGUAAUUAUUUUUAUUCAUUCCACCUUAUCUUGUUA